This is a messenger RNA of Sinocyclocheilus grahami, 1406 nucleotides long. RefSeq names its product chemokine-like receptor 1. Bases 224 to 1231 code for a protein of 335 amino acids. Gene Ontology annotation, biological process: positive regulation of cytosolic calcium ion concentration; phospholipase C-activating G protein-coupled receptor signaling pathway; complement receptor mediated signaling pathway. Gene Ontology annotation, molecular function: complement receptor activity; G protein-coupled receptor activity. The record is from RefSeq and is a predicted model, not a curated record. The transcript has a single exon. NCBI's taxonomy places the organism in Eukaryota, Metazoa, Chordata, Actinopteri, Cypriniformes, Cyprinidae. Gene Ontology annotation, cellular component: plasma membrane.
ACUCAUUUUAAUAUCUCAAAUAACUUGAUGGAAAUUAUAGGAAAGGCAGUUGAAUCAGAGACUUUCUGCAUUGAUUGUGUGGUAAUAGUACCAUGUUUUUGCACAGCCACUUUAGUCAUUUUAAAAAUAUGCAAAAUGACUACACUUUAAAUGUAGUUGGAUAAAUUGUUUGUUGUUUUUGUUACAGAAUUCUGCUUCCUAUUCCGUUAUAAUAGAAGUCACAAUGACUUCAACUGUACAUCCCAAUUAUGAUGAUAUUUUACAAGCGCUCACUAAAGACAGCCAUGUGACAGACUUACAUCCUGGAUACUGCAGGGAAGCAGCAUGUGUAAUCACAGUGAUCUUUAAUGUGAUCAUAUUCCUUCUUGGCAUCACUGGAAAUGGUGCAGUGAUCUGGAUUACUGGUUUUAAGAUGAAGAAGUCAGUGAACACCACUUGGUACCUGAGUCUGGCUUUGUCUGACUUCAUUUUCUGUGCUACUCUUCCUUUCACCAUUGACAACAUAGUUAAGAACAGCUGGAUCUUUGGGCUCUUCCUGUGCAAGUUCAACGCUUUUGUUAUGACCCUCAAUAUGUACAGCAGCAUUUUCAUCCUGGUCAUCAUAAGUGUGGAUCGCUGCAUCACCGUCAAGUUUCCCGUCUGGGCCCAGAAUCAACGCACUGUACAGAAAGCUUCUUUAGUUGUUGUGUUGGCUUGGUUUGUGUCUUCUUUGCUUAGCAUUCCAUCUGCCAAAUUCAGAGAGAUUCAAAAUGAAUCAACAGAAGAAUGCUACAGCAAAUAUGAGGAUCACCACAAAACCGUCGUGUUCAUGCGCUUUACUUUUGGGUUUUUGAUUCCAUUCCUGACCAUUUUCACCUGUUACGCCAUCCUGAUCCGUAAACUUAGAGCAAACCAAAUGUCCAAAUCCACCAAGCCCUACAAGAUCAUGGCAUUACUGAUCGCAACUUUUUUCAUCUGUUGGUUGCCAUUUCAGAUAGUUUCUGUUUUAGAGUUAGACAGAUCUGAGCACAACUCUGCCUUUUACACAGCUCAAAAAGUAUCUGCUACCCUCGCCAGUGCAAACAGCUUUCUAAACCCGUUCCUCUAUGCAUUCAUGGCCAAGGACUUAAAGAAGAAAUGCUAUUCCUUUCUUUCGAAGAUUGAGAGCGCCAUUGAUGAAGAGACCCGAAGUGCUUUCAGAGCAACUUCAAUUACCAAUUCUGUGGAUAACAGACUUUCCACUGCUGUCUGAAAUUAAAGAUAUUUCUCUUUAUUCUCUUCCAAGUGUGACCCGGCCUAUAGAAACGACAUUAUUAACAAGUAAUGCGACAGCAUUAACAAGUAAUGCAAUUGUUUAGUCUGUUGCAUGUUUGAGUUUGGAAAUUUACAAAUAGAUUUUACAAGCUAAAGAAAAAAAAAAGAAUAAA